Messenger RNA from Staurois parvus, 975 nucleotides. NCBI's taxonomy places the organism in Eukaryota, Metazoa, Chordata, Amphibia, Anura, Ranidae. The record is from the annotation of a GenBank genome assembly.
AUGCAGCCCGCACUGCUCCUCCUCAUCCCGGCUCUCAUCGCCCUACUGCCGCCUGUCCUCCCCUCCGACACCGAGCCUGGUUUGCCUGCCCCAAGCAAUGUCUGCGUUGACUCUUACAAUAUGAAGCACAUUAUGAGGUGGGAUCCGGUGGAAGUGAAAGGUGAUCCACUGCCCGUAAUAUACAGAGUGGGCUUUGAACUUUACAGCGGAUUGCGUGAAUUGUGUGUAAACAUCACCGAGACGGAGUGCGACUUCACAGAAAAAAUCUUUCCCUUCUGGAGGGGAAGACCGAUGGUCCGGGCGGAGUUGGGAUUGAGAAGAUCUGAAUGGGUUGUAUUGCCAAAUUUCCAACCAAGUAUAAACACAACCAUAGGACCCGUGAAGUCACUUGUCCUGCUUUCCAAUUCAGGAAAGUUGAUUGUGGAGUUUUCAUACCCCUUUUCACCAAUUCCUGAUGUAUUGAAGCUGAACUAUAACCUGUCUUACUGGAAGGAAAAUUCAGAGGAGAAGAAGACGGAUAACCUUCAUUCUUCCAUGACCCACGUAUUGGACCAUCUGGAGAGCAAUGCAAAUUACUGUGUUCAGGUGUAUGCUUUUACACAUUUUAUAAAAGGCCUGCUGAGUGACCCCGUGUGUGAAACUACAGCUACAGAUAUCACAUAUAAGAUCGUGCUGGGCUGUAUAUUUGUAUUCGUAUUCAUUAUUGGUUUAAUCAGCUUGUUCAUCAUCCCUGAUAAACCUCUUCACCUGGUUCUGUCUAGAAUCAAGAAUUGGCUGGAUGGCCCUUAUAGGAUCCCCUCCCAUGUACUGGAUUAUUUGGAAGAUCCUCCUCCCUUGGUCCAGACAGAAUGUACUCAGAGCACAUUUGAAGAAGAUCAAUAUGAUCACAUUUCUAUUGUACAAUUGGACCCUUUCCUGGAUGUUAGUAAGGAAACCCGUCCCGAUCACAACCAGUUGGGUUCAGAGAAGACCUGA